ACUCGCUAGCAUUGGUUCUGCUUGUCUGUGUAUCACAAUUGCAAAGCAAAUUCAUACAUUUUGAUAUCGGAACAACAUGGCUUUGGAAACGUUCCCCAAGGAACAAACUUUAGAAAUGCGGAAAAGGCUCAUUGGUCAGUCCUGUCGGCUGUUUUUCUCACAUGACCCGGUGAAGAUUGUCAGAGCUCGGGGACAAUAUUUAUAUGACGAAAAUGGGCUACAGUAUCUGGACUGCAUCAGCAAUGUUCAACAUGUGGGUCACUGCCAUCCGAGUAUUACUCAGGCUGCCUCUGCUCAAAUGGAGCUCCUCAAUGCCAACACACGUUUCCUUCACGAUAACAUAGUCCAGUAUGCUGAUCGUCUGGCCGCUACUCUUCCAAACAAGCUUUCUGUCUUCUACUUUGUUAACUCUGGUUCGGAGGCAAAUGAUCUUGCUCUGCGACUGGCCCACCAGUAUACUGGACACGACGAUGUCGUUGUAUUGGACCAUGCGUACCAUGGACACCUCACAUCACUGAUUGACAUCAGUCCUUACAAGUUCCGCAAGUUGGGAGCCCAGAAAGACUGGGUUCAUGUGGCCCCGCUUCCUGAUCCCUACAGAGGGAUGUUUCGGGAAGACCAUCCCGACCUGGCCCAGGCUUAUGCAGACAUCAUUCAGAGUCUGAUCUGUGAUGUACAUAAGAAAGGCAGAAAGAUUUCAGCCUUCUUUGCAGAGUCGUUGCCUAGUGUUGGAGGGCAGAUCAUCUUACCACCCGGUUACAGCUCAAAGGUGGCUGAAUAUGUGCGGGCUGCUGGGGGGGUGUUUGUGGCAGAUGAAGUGCAGACGGGCUUUGGUCGUGUGGGGACUCAUUUUUGGGCGUUUCAGCUCCAAGGGGAAGACUUCUGCCCAGACAUACUGACAAUGGGUAAACCCAUGGGGAACGGACAUCCUCUUGCCUGUGUGGUCACGACCACGGAGAUUGCCAAUGCUUUUACUGCCAACGGUGUCGAGUACUUCAACACUUUUGGGGGAAACCCAGUGUCAUGUGCCAUUGGCCUGGCAGUGCUGGAUGUGAUUGAGAGGGAGGAUCUGAGGGGAAAUGCACUACGUGUUGGGGGACAUCUGAAAGAACUGCUGAAACAACUGCAAGCUAAACACACAAUCAUCGGAGAUGUACGUGGGGUGGGUCUGUUUCUCGGGUUAGAGCUGGUGAAGGACAGAGAAGACCGUAGUCCAGCCACUGAGGAGGCUGAUCAGGUGGUGAAAAGGAUGAAAGAGGAGAGGAUUGUCCUGAGCACAGAUGGACCUUGGGAAAACGUCAUCAAAUUCAAACCUCCCAUGUGCUUUAGCAUGGAGGAUGCUGAGAGAGUUGCUGAGAAAAUAGACCAAAUUCUUCAAGAUUUAAAGAGGACCCACCAUAAAGUGGAGAGCAGACACUGACAAGGCAAAUAAAAGGAAAACCCCCGGGUUUCAGAGAGAGGUCGAUUACAUGGCAGCAAACAUACGUAAUAUGGUGCAAACAGACAAAACACCACAUCAAAAAAUCACAUAAGAAAUAACGCGACCUCACCAGAGAGGAAAAUGACACAGAAAAUCAGUAAUCAGCUGGAAACGUCAUUAUGGAAAUCUGGAGCGGACAAGUAAUCACAUGAUCAUGGAAAUAUCUGCGAUGUCAUUAUGCAGCUACCAUCUUUAUGAACACAUUGUGUACAUUUUUUUAAAUGACUUAAAGUUGACGAUGUUUUUUUUGUAUGUGAUAUUAACCGAGGACUGAGAAUACUGAACUAUGAUCCAGCAUUUUCACUGUGUUCUUCACAGAAUGGAAAUCAUCUGUUUCUACUUGGAAACUAUGCUGAAGAAUUCAGAACAU
This is a messenger RNA of Chanos chanos (milkfish), 1850 nucleotides long. RefSeq names its product 5-phosphohydroxy-L-lysine phospho-lyase (gene phykpl). Lineage: Eukaryota; Metazoa; Chordata; Actinopteri; Gonorynchiformes; Chanidae. Gene Ontology annotation, cellular component: mitochondrion. The record is from RefSeq and is a predicted model, not a curated record. Bases 77 to 1420 code for a protein of 447 amino acids. The transcript is spliced from 13 exons. Gene Ontology annotation, molecular function: transaminase activity; pyridoxal phosphate binding.